Messenger RNA from Echinops telfairi (small Madagascar hedgehog), 761 nucleotides. RefSeq names its product nuclear RNA export factor 2-like. Gene Ontology annotation, biological process: poly(A)+ mRNA export from nucleus. Gene Ontology annotation, molecular function: RNA binding. The coding region runs from base 182 to 553 and encodes 123 amino acids. The transcript has 8 exons. Gene Ontology annotation, cellular component: nucleus. The record is from RefSeq and is a predicted model, not a curated record. NCBI's taxonomy places the organism in Eukaryota, Metazoa, Chordata, Mammalia, Afrosoricida, Tenrecidae.
GACCCUGGAGAACCUAGCUUUGAAAUUCCUCAAACAGUAUUGCUGGGUGUAUGAUUGUGGUGACCGACAGGGUCUCCUGAACGCUUACCAUGAUGAUGCCUGCUUCUCCCUGACCCUUCCCUGCGACCUGGAGGCUCGAGCUUUAUCCAGCUUGGGCAAGUACUUCAAAGGUAGUUGGAAUAUGAAGAAGGUCAAAAGCCCCAUUCCGCGGACUCAGCUGCUGAAAUGCACCAAAGGGGAGAUUGUUGACUUUCUCCGUGUGUUGCCCCCAACCCAGCAUGACCUCAACUCCUUCCAGAUGGACACGUGUGUCUACAGGAAAAAGAUAAUCUACUUUUCUGUCAAUGGGCAUUUCAAGGAGGUAGAGGGGAUGUGUGAGGCGAGUGUCUGCACCUUCACCAGGAAGUUCAUUUUGAUGACUGGCAGCGAUUCCAGCUUAUGCAUCAUUAAGGACCAACUGUCUGUGACUGAUGUGAGCCCCAAAGAAACCCAGAGUGGCUUCUGCACCCCGGGGCCCAGUUUUGGGGUUCCCCCUUCCCAGGAGCAGCAGUAAAUCCUGCAGGCACUCUGCACGCAGUCUGCCUAUGACUGAGGUCCCAAAAGAUUGCUUCAUGAAGUGACCCGAAGUUCCUACAAUGAAACCCAUAAGCAAGCAUCCUUGUCAUGUCCCUGCUUCCUUUGGCCAUUGUUCUAUGCAUUUGUUCCACCCAGUUUCACUGUUUCUUUUAAAAAUAAAGAGUGAUGUUGUUUGUUAUGUUAAA